Linderina pennispora is the source of this 417-nucleotide messenger RNA. RefSeq lists its product as uncharacterized. Lineage: Eukaryota; Fungi; Kickxellomycota; Kickxellomycetes; Kickxellales; Kickxellaceae. The record is from RefSeq and is a predicted model, not a curated record. Bases 1 to 417 code for a protein of 138 amino acids. The transcript has a single exon.
AUGAUUUUGCAUAUCAACAAUCGAUCCGACUACCCGCUGUUUGUUCUGCUGGCAAGAGAGGUUAACGGUGCACACUCUCCAUGGAUGCAAGUCAGCUCACACUAUAUGGCACUGCUCGACCCCACACCGUAUGUAAACCCCAGUCUGCAAGGGUAUAUCCUGAUAAUUGCUUCAGCAAGGCACUACCACCGUAUCAUCAGAGGAAAGGCGCAGCUAGACAUUGAGAAUGACAUGUUGGUCUACCGCACUGAGGAACUCGCAAGCGGUGAAAAAGUCAUGAUUACCGACAUGAUGGGCGAUGACCCAAGCACAGAUGGGAUCACACAAAUGGGAUUAGACACUGGCUAUCCUGCAAUUUUACCGCAUGACAAGGCAGAGCACAUACAUCCACGAGUCCACCAGGAUGUAGUGCCAUAG